AACCGGACGGGAUAUCAGAUCGGUUUGCCAUACCAUGAAACCAAACCGUAAGAUAGAAUUGAACCACUCGGUACGUUCUUUUAUCCGUCUCCCGUAAAUGAAAACGAGACGAGAUCAGACGUGAGUCGUGAACUGUAAUCGAAGGGAGGGAGGAAAAUGGCGUUGAGCUCGAUGACAUGGGGUUACGCAAGGAUCAUAGCCGGAACACUUCUCGGUGGAACUCUCGGAUUCUACGUGAUGCACCGCGUCGAAGUUAGCUAUAAGAUGAAGAUGGAGGAAGCGUUAAAGCAAUACGAGAAGGACAUGAAGAAGAGACAAGAAGAAGAGAAUCUCGGUCAGUUCGGUGAAGAUUCUGCUUAGAUUUGCCUGGGAGCAUGCAGCCAAAGUGUUCGAUGAAAUGCCUAAACGAGAUUCUUUCUUGUUUUCUCCUUUUUUACUCUUUUUCUUUUGCUGUAGUUUCCGGUUUGGUUUGGUUUGGUUUGGUUGGCGUUUUGAGAAAUAUGUUUGCUUGCGAGGGUUCUGUUUAUAGAGCAUGCAGCCAAAGUGUUAGAUGAAAUGCCCAAACGAGAUUCUUUCUUGUUUUCUCCUUUUUAUACUCUUUUUCUUUUGCUGUAGUUUCCGGUUUGGUUUGGUUGGCGUAUUGAGAAAGUACUAUUGAUUUUGGUUUAAAAUCUAUAUACCAGCAAAUGGACCACCAGAGAAACAGCGAUACUAUAUGUUUUUUUGUGAGGGUUCCAUUGGUUUUUCUUUUAAAGAAUAAAUUCAUAGACUGAAGUGAAAAGUACGAAUUAUUAAUAUAUAAGAAUACGUUAGUUGGUC
Molecule: messenger RNA, 819 nt
Organism: Raphanus sativus (radish)
Lineage: Eukaryota; Viridiplantae; Streptophyta; Magnoliopsida; Brassicales; Brassicaceae
Exons: 2
Coding region: 157-360 (67 amino acids)
Source: RefSeq, a predicted model, not a curated record